ACACCAUUGAAAAUAUAAGGCGAAAGCUGGCAAAGUUUAGAGGCAAUGGAAUGCUUCAGAUUCCCCGUUUCAGCAUUUAUAUUUCCCGUGAUUGUUUUUGUCACUUCCUUCAUCUUCUUCUCGUCCUUGAAGGAACAAAUUUAUCUUAUCCAAUUCGCUCCUCGUUCAGCCCUUUCCACCGUCGAACACAACCACACAAACGUAACCUCACCCUCACCACCACUGUUGCACCCACUUCAACUUGUCUACAAUUUUACCCCUGCAAAUGAAACCUACAAUAAUACUAUUAAACACAGUGCCGUUCAGAAGAAAUUGAGUAGUUUGGAGAAAAUAGAACAAGGUCUAGCACAAGCACGAGCCUCAAUUCAGAAAGCUAUCAGGUCAAGCAACUAUACUUCAGCAAAGGAAGGAAUUUUUGUCCCCCAAGGAUCUAUUUACUGGAAUCCACGUGCUUUUCACCAGAGCCACAUGGAGAUGGAGAAGAGAAUGAAGGUGUGGGUAUACGAGGAAGGAGAGCAACCACUGGUGCAUGAUGGCCCAGUAAACAGCAUAUACUCUAUUGAAGGGCAAUUCAUAGAUGAAAUGGAUAAUGAUAAUAAGAGGAGUUCCUUCAGGGCAAGAGAUCCUGAUGAGGCACACGUUUUUCUCCUUCCCUUUAGCAUAGCUAACGUUGUUCACUACGUUUACAAGCCUAUCCUACAACGGUCUGAUUACGACCCUGUUCGCCUGCAGCGGUUAGUGGAAGAUUAUAUUGGUGUUGUUGCAGAUAAGUAUCCUUACUGGAACAGAAGCCAAGGUGCUGACCAUGUUCUACUUUCAUGUCAUGAUUGGGGUCCAAAAGUUUCACUUCGAAAUCCAAAACUCUUCAAAAGCUUCAUCAGGGCACUCUGCAAUGCUAACACAUCAGAAGGAUUUCAUCCCAAUAGAGACGUGUCCAUCCCUGAAGUGUAUUUACCGAAAGGAAAGCUAGGUCCACCUAGCUUAGGCCAACACCCAAACAACCGCAACAUAUUGGCUUUUUUUGCUGGCAGAGAACAUGGUGCAAUUCGAACAAUAUUGCUAAAUCAUUGGAAGGAUAAAGAUAAUGAAGUCCAAGUUCAUGAACAACUUCGAAAGGGUCAAAACUACACCAAAUUAAUGGGACAAAGCAUGUUCUGCUUGUGUCCUAGUGGAUAUGAAGUUGCUAGUCCUAGAGUGGUGGAAGCAAUUCAUGCAGGAUGCGUGCCUGUAAUCAUUUCUGACAAUUACUCUCUGCCUUUUAGCGAUGUGUUGAAUUGGAGACAAUUCUCAAUUGAGAUUCCAGUGAAGAAAAUUCCAGAAAUCAAGACAAUAUUACAAAGUGUUCCAAAAAAUAAGUAUUUGAGACUGCAUAUGAAUGUGUUGAGAGUUCGAAGGCAUUUUCUAAUUAAUCGACCAGCGAAGCCAUUUGAUCUGAUGCAUAUGAUACUUCAUUCAAUCUGGCUUAGAAGGGUAAACUUUAGGUUGAUUGGUUCAUAAUUGCUAGCUAUCUUUUUAUUUUUAUAAUUUUUUUUAAUAAUUAUUUCGGCUAAGUUGAGGUAUAUUUCAUGUUUGUAGUUAUUGAUCCUAGCUAGUUGACUUCUACUGUAAACAACGGAUGUAUAGUAUAAUUUUUGUAUAUUUGAUUUGAUUUGAUU
This is a messenger RNA of Abrus precatorius (Indian licorice), 1655 nucleotides long. Its product is annotated as xylogalacturonan beta-1,3-xylosyltransferase-like. The transcript is spliced from 4 exons. The record is from RefSeq and is a predicted model, not a curated record. Bases 46 to 1497 code for a protein of 483 amino acids. Lineage: Eukaryota; Viridiplantae; Streptophyta; Magnoliopsida; Fabales; Fabaceae. Gene Ontology annotation, molecular function: glycosyltransferase activity.